Molecule: messenger RNA, 4806 nt
Organism: Monomorium pharaonis (pharaoh ant)
Lineage: Eukaryota; Metazoa; Arthropoda; Insecta; Hymenoptera; Formicidae
Molecular function (GO): heme binding; monooxygenase activity; oxidoreductase activity, acting on paired donors, with incorporation or reduction of molecular oxygen
Source: RefSeq, a predicted model, not a curated record
UUAAAAAAUCAUAGAAGGCAUAUUCAAACAUUUGUCAUGGAAUAUUGGUCGAUAUUAUUAUCAAUAGUGAUUGUCGCGUUCAGCACUUAUUAUUUUUUAAAAAAUUUUAAUUUCUUUAAAAGACAUGGUGUUAUACAUAUACCGCCUGUUCCAUUAUUUGGAACCAUGACAUCGAUUAUAUUUCAUCGAGAAUCAUUCGUCGAUUCCAUUAUGAAGAUAUAUAAUUUCAAUCCAGAUGCAAAGUAUUUUGGAUUCUACGCCAUGACAAAUCCAGUCGUUUUGCUUCGCGAUCCGGAACUUAUUAAGUCCAUCCUUAUUAAGAAUUUCGAGGCAUUUCCACAUCGUAGUUUCUCCGAGAUAAAAGAGUCUAUAUUUGAAAAAAAUUUGUUUUCUCUUUACGGAGAAAAGUGGCGGAACCUGAGAACUCUGUUAAGUCCAUCUUUCACAUCCAGCAAGAUGAAAAUGAUGUUCACGUUGAUGUCAGAAUGUGCUGAGGAUUUUGCUAAAUUUCUGUCAACAUUGCCGGAAGAUAAAUGCGAGAUUAAAGACGCCUUCUCUAAAUAUACGACCGACGUCAUCGCCACAUAUGCCUUUGGAAUUAAAAUCGACUCUAUGAAAGAUCCGACAAACAAGUUCUACGUUUACAGCAAAGAAUCGACUAACUUCGCAAAAAGAAGUCACGCCUUAAAGUUCAUUUUUCUGAAAACCCCUAAUCUGGGACGAAUUCUCAAUAUAAGACUUGUAAAUGAAUAUGUGAUUAACUUUUUCAAGGAUAUUAUAAAGACUACAGUCACUACGCGUGAUAUGGAGCAUAUUACACGUCCGGAUAUGCUGCAGUUAAUGAUGGACACUAGAGGCAAAGAAAAUCGCAAAGAACUGGACAUUGAUGAUAUGACCUCACAGGCAUUUAUCUUUUUCUUCAAUGGCUUUGGGAUUAACGCGACUGCGAUGUCCUUUGCAGCUCUCGAGAUCGCAGCUAAUCCAGAAGUUCAGAUCAAACUGCGAAAAGAAAUCGACAAGAUUUUGGAGGAGUCGAAGAAUGGAGAAGUGUCUUACGAAUCUGUUAAUCGACUUGAAUAUUUAGAUGCAGUAAUAAGCGAAGUUCUCAGAUUAUAUCCACCAGCCCCUUUCUUAGAGAGAGCAUGUGACAAAUUUUAUGAAUUACCACCUGCAUUGCCAGGUGAGAAACCAUUUGUCAUGAAAAAAAGUAUGAAUAUUUUUAUUCCGGUUUACACGAUACAUCAUGAUGAAAAGUACUAUGAUAAUCCAGAGAAAUUUUAUCCAGAAAGAUUUUUAAAUAACAAAAUGCACAAUUGUCCAUAUUACAUCCCAUUUGGAUUAGGACCAAGAAUGUAUAUAGCUAACAGGUUCGCCUUGCUGGAAUUCAAGGUCUUACUGUUUUAUUUAUUAGCGCGAUGUGAACUGAAACUUGGUGCGAAAACUACGUAUCCAAUAAAAUUUAGCAAAGGUUUGGUACUGAUGCCGGAAAAUGGAUUCUGGCUGAAUAUUCAACAUAGAAAAGAUAUGCAUCCUGUAUUGAAGUCUACAUACUUCGCCGAAAUUAUUAAAGAAUUAUACGAAGUUCAUUCCGAUGCUAAGUACAUUGGUGCUUUUAAUUUCUCACAACCAAUCGUAAUAAUUCGCGAUCUUGAACUGAUCAAAUCUAUUGCUAUAAAAAAUUUCGACGCAUUCCAAGAUCAUCGUUUCUUUGGCAAUGAAACUCAAGAUCCGCUUUUUGGAACAAAUCUAUUUGCCCUUCGUGGCGACAAAUGGCGCGACAUGAGAGUGCUUCUGAGUCCAGCUUUUACAGCUAGCAAAAUGAAGGCAAUGUUUCAAUUGAUAUCCGAAUGUGGUGUGAAUUUUUCCGAGUACUUGAUGAACGUACCGAUGGAUAAGCGCGUUAUGGAAAUGAAAGACAUAUUCACGAGGUACGCCAAUGACGUGAUAGCCACGUGCGCCUUUGGUAUUAAUGUGGACUCAAUGAGAAAUCCGGAAAACAAUUUUUAUAUGUUUGGCAAAAAAGCGACAAACUUUGGCACAGUUGCUCUUAUAAAAAUCUUGUUGUAUCAACAUAUGCCAUCGCUAAUACGUUUAUUCAACAUUCAAUUAAUAGAUAAUCGUAUUAAUGCAUUCUUUGUAAAUCUGGUAGCUGACACUAUAAGGACUAGAGAGGAAAAAGGCAUUACACGUCCAGAUAUGAUUCAACUGUUGAUGGACAGCAGAGGUAAAAGAGAACCCGAGAGAGAAUUGACCAUUUUGAACAUGACAUCGCAGGCGUUUAUUUUCUUUGUCGCUGGCUUCGAGACCAGCUCGACGUUGAUGAGUUUCGUGGCGCACGAAAUUGCCGUCAAUCCGGAUGUCCAAGAGAAGCUGCAAAAUGAGAUCGACAAGGUUUUAGAAGACACGAACGGUCAUCCAUCUUACGAGGCGAUUAACGAAAUGAAAUAUCUUAAUGCGGUCACCAAUGAGGCUCUCAGAAAAUAUCCACCGCAACCAAUGACUGAUAGAUUAUGCGUGAAGAAUUUCGAGCUGCCUGCGACACUGCCGAACGCAAAACCGUAUCUCGUGAAGGAAGGAACGAUACUCUGGAUACCAUUUUACGCGCUUCAACACGAUUCAAAAUACUUUCCAGAACCGGACAAAUUCAAACCCGAGAGGUUCCUUGACGAUGGAGAUCAGUGUACCUUUGACGCUUAUCAUCCGUUUGGAUUAGGUCCGAGAAUGUGCAUCGGUAACAGAUUCGCACUGAUGGAGACGAGGACUUUGUUGUUUCACCUUCUGGCUCGUUGCCAAUUAAAGCCAUGCGAAAAGACUUCGAUACCUGUGAAGCUGCAGAGAAAGGGAUUCUCAAUGCGAAUCGAAGGCGGUUUUUGGUUGAACAUUGUUCCCAGAGAGAAUCAACAUCGUACGAUUACAGAACCAAACCAGUCGUGUCGAUUCCAGGUUCCAAAAUUACAAGAAAAGUUGCAAUUGAUUUCAAUUUCCAAAAAACUAUAUGGUGUUCAUAGUUCGGCAGUAUUACAUAGAUAUAUAUCCAUCAAUAUGAUAUAUGUAAUCGCUUUGUCGAUGAUAAUUGGUGCUGUAGGCUUUUAUUAUUAUUUCUACAAGAAUCUUAAUUAUUUUAAAAAGCAUGGCAUACCAAAUAAGCCGGCUCUUCCUGUAUUGGGAAAUAUGGGAGCAACAAUUUUCCGUCUGAAGUCGGUAGCCGAACUGGUCAAGGAAAUUUACAAUGUAAAUUCUGAAGCCAAGUACGUUGGUAUGUUUGACAUGACCCUUCCAAUUAUAGUAAUACGCGAUCCUGAGCUUAUUAAAUCCAUCACAUUGAAACAUUUCGACAUGUUCAUGGAUCAUCUCAGUUUCGUGGAUGAAGAAUUAGAGCCGAUAUUCGGCAAAAAUCUUUUUUCCCUUCACGGAGAGAAAUGGCGACAAGUACGAUCUUUAUUGAGCCCGGCUUUUACGGGCAGCAAAAUGAAAAUCAUGUUUAAAUUAAUGUCAGACUGUGGCGUCGACUUUAGCAAUUAUUUGGCGCAAUUACCAUCGGAGAAGAAAAUAAUACAAACAAAAGACGCCUUUACCAGGUAUACUAACGACGUGAUUGCUACUUGUGCUUUCGGCAUCAGUGUUGAUUCCAUGAAAAAUCCAGAGAACGAAUUCUAUGUAUACGGCAAAGAAGUAACUAAUUUCGACACUAUUGCCCUAAUAAAGCUAUACAUAUUUAGAAGCUUGCCUUGGCUGGCACGAAUGAUCGAUUUAAAAUUUAUCCGUAAGCAGAUAGCAGAUUUCUUCCGAAACCUCAUAAAAACCACUAUAAAAACUAGGGAUGAGAAUGGUAUCAUCCGUCCAGAUAUGUUACAAUUGAUGAUGGAAAACAGGGGCAAAAAUGGUAAAGCAGAAUUAACCAUCGAUGAUAUGGUAGCACAGGCAUUUAUCUUUUUCUUUGGUGGCUUUGAUAGUACUUCAACGUUAAUGUGUUUUGCUGCUCAUGAAAUCACGGUAAACCAAGAUGUACAAGAAAAAAUACAAGAAGAAGUUGAUCAGGUCUUAGAAGAAACGAAUGGACAGGUAUCAUACGAAGCGAUUAAUGGCAUGGUAUAUUUGAAUGCUGUGAUCGACGAAGCUCUCAGAAUGUAUCCAGUUGCCGUAAUAAGUGACAGAGUAUGCACGACAGAUUUUGAGCUGCCGCCGACAUUACCAGGAUUGAAACCAUUUACUGUAAAGAAAGGUGACUGCGUGUGGCUACCGAUUUAUGCACUUCAACGUGAUCCUCAAUACUUCCAAGAUCCGGAAAAAUUUGAUCCUGAGCGAUUUCUUGGUGAACGGAGGAAGGACAGUCUCAAUUGUGGAGCCUAUAUUCCUUUCGGCCUUGGUCCCAGAAUAUGCAUAGGUAACAGAUUUGCGUUGCUGGAGACGAAGGUUCUACUUUUCCACCUACUAGCCCGUUGCGAUUUGAAAAUCUGUGAAAAAACACCAGUGCCACUUAAGAUUGCUAAGAACAGCUUCAAUAUGCAGCCUGAAGGAGGUUUUUGGUUAAAGGUGUCACCAAGAAAAAAUGUGCAUCACACUCUUUCAGUUAAUCUUAACAAUGAAAGACUCUAAAUGUAAGAAAAUUUCAAUGUUUUUAAAAAUUUGAAAAGAUAUUUUAAUAUAGAAAAAUAAUUUCUAUUAUUUUUAAUAUUAAUAAAAGAUAAUAAUUUAAGAUGACAUCGAUCUAAAAGAAAAUAAUUUUCAAUUUGUAUAAUUAUUUCCGAAAAAUCUUCAGGACACUUGGAAAAAAAAGAAAAGCUUAAAAUUUUAGACAAAAACUAA